AUGUCUGUGUCAAUGAAGAGAAAGAAGCAUCAUGCACACACAGAGAAAUCCAGAAUUAUUGGACUUCUCGUCGCGCGUUUCCUUCGCCAUCGGCUCCUCCACCGCCCUCUCAUCUCCGCCGUCUCCGGUUCCCUUCUCCUGCUCUUCGCCGCGCUGUCUCUGUUUGCUCCGUCACCUGUGGAGCGCGUGAAUGGACCAGCAUUGAAUUCAAAUCAGGAUUCAGCGUUUCGAGUUCCGGCGAUUGGAGGUAGUUGCGGGCGUGAUUUAUGGAGUUCAAUGCACUCAGAGCUUUUCUCUGGCUGCAGUAACGCCAGUGUCAACUUUGCAAAGGCUAAUGUCAAAACACAUCCAGAUCGAUACUUGUUGAUCGCCACCAGUGGAGGCUUAAAUCAACAGAGAACAGGGAUAAUCGAUGCUGUUGUCGCUGCAUAUCUUUUGAAUGCUACUCUUGUUGUUCCAGAGUUGGAUCAUACAUCUUUCUGGAAAGACACCAGCCACUUUUCCGAACUAUUUGAUGCAGACUGGUUUAUAACAUCUCUCCAGAAUGACGUAAGAAUUAUAAAACAGCUUCCAGAUAUGGGAGAGAAAUUUGUGGCUCCAUAUACAAUGCGUGUUCCAAGGAAAUGCACCCCCAAGUGUUAUGAGGAUCGAGUUUUACCCGUGAUGCUCAAGAAGCGUGCUGUUCGGCUCACUAAGUUUGACUACAGACUUUCUAAUAUGUUGGAUGAAGAUCUACAAAGGCUGAGGUGCAGAGUUAACUACCAUGCUCUCAAAUUUACGGAUUCCAUUCAAGUAAUGGGUAACUUGUUGGUUGAGCGGAUGAGAUUGAAAAGCAAGCAUUUCAUUGCUUUACAUUUGAGGUUUGAACCGGAUAUGCUUGCAUUCUCUGGUUGCUAUUAUGGCGGGGGAAACAAAGAAAGAAUAGAACUUGGUGAAAUCAGGAAGCGGUGGAAAAGUUUACAUGUAAGCAAUCCUGACAAAGUUCGAAGGCAUGGAAGAUGCCCGCUUACCCCAGAGGAAGUUGGUAUUAUGCUUAGAGCACUAGGUUUUGGAAGUGACGUGCAUUUGUACGUGGCAUCUGGCGAAAUAUAUGGAGGUGAGGAAACGUUAGCACCCCUCAAGGCACUUUUCCCAAACUUCCAUUCAAAGGAGACCUUAGCUACCAAGGAGGAGUUGGCACCAUUUGUAUCAUUUUCUUCUCGCAUGGCUGCACUUGAUUAUAUAGUUUGUGAUGACAGUGACGUUUUUGUCACAAACAACAAUGGUAACAUGGCCAAAAUUUUAGCUGGAAGAAGGAGGUACUUCGGUCAUAAACCCACCAUCCGCCCAAACGGAAAAAAGUUGAACCGGUUGUUCAUGAAUAAAAAUAAUAUGACGUGGGAAGAAUUUGCCUCUCGAGUUCGAACUUCCCAGGUAGGCUUCAUGGGAGAGCCAAAUGAGUUGAAGCCUGGCAGAGGUGAAUUUCACGAGAAUCCAACAUCUUGCAUAUGUCAAAACUCAGAGUCGGAGGUAAAAAUUGAGGUCCUUUCCAAUCCCCAAAUUCAAACUCGUGACAGCCAUGAAGGUGAUAGUAAGACAGAAAACAGGACGGAAGAGCAGUUUACCGAGGAAGAGCAGGAGUGGUCCGAUGUAGAUUAUUCAAACAGUAGAAAUCAGAUUCAGCUCAAAGGAACUAGAACGGAUUCACUCCCUCUUCAAAUGGGAACGGACCAAGCUGAAUUGCAAGAAUUCUUCUCAGAUUAG
Messenger RNA from Gastrolobium bilobum, 1743 nucleotides. Its product is annotated as protein ROOT HAIR SPECIFIC 17-like. The coding region runs from base 1 to 1743 and encodes 580 amino acids. NCBI's taxonomy places the organism in Eukaryota, Viridiplantae, Streptophyta, Magnoliopsida, Fabales, Fabaceae. The transcript is spliced from 10 exons. The record is from RefSeq and is a predicted model, not a curated record.